Helobdella robusta is the source of this 1377-nucleotide messenger RNA. RefSeq lists its product as hypothetical. The record is from RefSeq and is a predicted model, not a curated record. NCBI's taxonomy places the organism in Eukaryota, Metazoa, Annelida, Clitellata, Rhynchobdellida, Glossiphoniidae. The coding region runs from base 1 to 1377 and encodes 458 amino acids. The transcript has 2 exons.
AUGGCGUCAAAUAAUAAUAAUAAUAUUAAUAAUAAUAAUAAUAAUGAUAAUAAUAAUAAUAAGAAUAAUAAUAGUAACAAUGUUAUGGAGAUUUCAAUGGUUUUGAAAGCGGAUAAGCCGAGAGAAUCCUUUCAAAACAAGGAGGAUAACAACGACGAUGUAUUUUCAAUGAAACCGACUACAACUACUACCAACAUUACCACUACUACUACUACUGUUGCUGCAGCCGCCACUAUUACUACUACUACUACUACUACUACUUCAGCUACUACUGCUACUACUGCUACUACUACUAAUACUUUUGCAGAUUCUAGUACUACUGCUACAAAUACUGCAUCUACUACUAUGUCAACUUUAACUACUACUGCAGUUACUACUACUACUACUGCCGCUACUACUACUAAUGCGGCUAUUACUACUAUCACUACUGAAGCUACUUUAAUUGCUUCAACAGUUGGUACAUCUAGUAAUAUUACUACUGCAGCUAGUGCUACCACUACUACUACUACUACUACUGGAGAUGCUGAAGAUACAUUGAAAGCAUUGGAAGUAGAAAUACCAACAUCAACAACAACAACAUCAGCAACAUUAACAACAACAUCGGCAACAUCAACAACAACGUCAGCAACAACAACAUCCGAAAUGACAUCAUCCUCAACUACACUUAGAAAAAUACCCAUUGGAAAAGGUGAUGACGGAAACAAAAAUGACGCUGCAACAGCAUCGAGAUUGCCAUUAGCAACAACAACGAUGAUGACGUCAUCGUCAGCAGCAGCAGCAACAACAACAAUCACAUCAUCAAAACAAAUUACUGCGAGAAAAUCGCCACAAUCGACUACAUCGGACAUCAGAAGAUCUAACACAUCACAACACAAACAACAACUCACAGCUGAACAUAAACUGACCAAUGGACAAUCAACAGAUGCUAAAAAACGAAAGCUGCUAGCAGCCACAGCAGCAGGAGCAGCAGCAACAGCAACAACGCCAACAACAACAACACCUAUAAAUACGAGCAAUGGCGAUACAAAUAUAAACAACUCGGACAACAACAACCCCAUUGCAACAACAACUACUACUACUAACGGAGUGGCUCUGGAUACAACAGCUACAACAGCAGCUACAACAGCAGCAGCCACAAAAAAUAGCAACAACAUAGGCCACAAAUUACUAAUCCACAAAGAAAAACAACUGGAAGACAGGAAAAAGUUGGAAAAUGGACUCAGAGAGAUGGAGCAAAAAGCAGAAGAAAACAAGAAAAAGUGCGACGACGAACGAAGGAAGAAAAUGAAUGAAUUAAGAAAGAGGGAUGACGAGCACCGAGCGGAGGCUGAGAAGAGAAGGAAGAUGCUGAUGGAGAGCGAGAGUGUAAGUAGAUGA